AGUAGCCAUUAUUGCUUGAAUUCAAUAAUGGAAAUCCCUGGUCUUGCUAAACCGGAGGCACAAACCAGUCUUCCCUGAAUAGUAUACAGUAUUUUCUAAAAGUAAGGUCUUCAGAAAAGGAAAAGAAAUCAUACGCCAUUGGAUCCUUCCAUUUUCCCCGUCUAAGAUCCUUCUCGUGAAGUUGAUUCUUCUCUUCCGAAUCUGAGAUGCUUCGAUUUUCCCCCUCUACUUUACCCUGCUGCGGGUAUCUAUUCCUUCUGGUGAUCUACUCGGCGGCGGCGUCCGAGUGGAAAACAUGCUCCGGGAUAGUCCCGAUGAGGCACCGGAGCAACUGGAUAUCGAUAGCAGACUUCGGAGGGGUCGGAGACGACAAGACACUUAACACAAAUGCAUUUGUGGAAGCAAUUUAUCGAAUCAAACAUUUGAAUAGAACCGGCGGCACUCUUCUUUACAUUCCGGCCGGCGUUUAUCUGACCGGACCUUUCAAUCUCACAAGCCACAUGACUCUGUUCUUGGCUAAAGAUGCUGUCGUUAAAGCUUCCCAGGAUUCAGGAAAUUGGCCUUUAAUUCCUCCUUUGCCUUCGUAUGGAAGGGGAAGAGAGCGACCCGGGGGAAGAUAUAUGAGCUUUAUUCAUGGAUAUGGGCUUCAAGAUGUAAUUAUCACUGGUGAAAAUGGGACAAUUGAUGGCCAUGGAGAUGUCUGGUGGGACAUGUGGAGACAAAGGACUCUGCAGUUCACUAGACCAAAUCUUAUUGAAUUCAUGAACUCUAGAUCCAUAAUCAUUUCCAAUGUAAUACUCAAGAAUUCCCCCUUUUGGAAUAUCCACCCGGUGUAUUGCAGCAACUUUGUUGUUCGACAUGUCACCAUAUUGGCUCCAUCCGAUUCUCCUAAUACCGAUGGAAUUGAUCCUGAUUCAAGUUCUCAUGUCUGCAUAGAGGACUCCUAUAUAUCCACAGGGGACGACAUGGUGGCAGUAAAGAGUGGGUGGGAUGAGUAUGGCAUUGCUUUCGGUCGUCCUAGCCAUGACAUCACCAUACGCAGGGUGACUGGAUCUUCCCCUUUUGCUGGAAUUGCAGUGGGAAGUGAGACCUCUGGGGGCAUAUCAGACAUAUUGGCUGAACAUAUAAACCUUUCCAACAUGGGUUUUGGCAUCCACAUAAAAACUAACAUCGGUCGCGGAGGGUUCAUAAGAAACAUUACUGUCUCUAAUGUCUACAUGCAAAACGCACGAACCGGGAUAAAAAUCGCUGGUGAUGUAGGUGACCACCCAGAUGACUGGUUCAACCCGAAUGCUCUCCCUGUGGUUCAGGACAUCAAAAUUAAGAACGUAUGGGGUGAACGGGUCCUGCAGCCCGGUUUAGUACAUGGCAUACAAAAAUCUCCUUUCACUGACAUCUGUCUAUGCAACAUCAACCUUAACGGCGCCAGAUCAUCGCGCAACCCUCCAUGGAAAUGCUCCGAUGCCAGUGGUUCUGCCACUGAGGUAAGCCCCUCACCCUGCACUGAACUCGCCGCGGACUAUCAAUCUUGCGCAUGCUCUUCGGCCUUCUAAAUUACUAACUCCAUACCAUGUCACGUAUUCUUUUCUUUCUUUCUUUUUUUCGUUCCCUUUUUUACCAUUCAAUUGUCUGAAAAAAAAGGUUUGUUGUUG
Molecule: messenger RNA, 1652 nt
Organism: Cuscuta campestris
Lineage: Eukaryota; Viridiplantae; Streptophyta; Magnoliopsida; Solanales; Convolvulaceae
Source: the annotation of a GenBank genome assembly